ACACAUUAUAUGAAUCUUCUCUCCAACGAUCGAAACCAUAACACAACACAUCAAUCAUCCUCACACAGUUACUAGCUAUUACGUACGCACCAAUGUCUACUGAAACUCCAUCACCGUCAAUCUCCUCUGUCGAUCCCUACAAACAUCUCGAAAUCACGCUUAACCCCAAUGGCUCGCUCACCCGCAACUUUAACCGGUUUCCCGAUGCACCAGCGGCACCCGAUCCCAGCCUCCCGAACACGGUCCUUUCCAAGGACAUCCCCAUCAACCCAUCGAAGGGGACGGGGAUGAGACUCUUUCUGCCCCGGUGUGCAUUGGGUAGCCCCAGUAGCAAGAAGCUGCCCCUCGUGGUCUACUUCCACGGUGGGGGUUUCAUCCUUUGCGGCCCUAGGAACAAUCUGUUCCACGAGUUCUGCUUGGAUAUCGCAGGGGAGCUCCCUGCAGUUGUUGCAUCGGUGGGAUACCGACUCGCACCUGAGCAUCGCCUCCCUGCAGCGUAUGAUGAUGCUGUGGAGGCAUUGCACAUCAUCGCAGCCAGCUCCGAAGAGUGGUUAGUACAGUAUGCUGACCUUAAUACAUGUUACUUAAUAGGCAGCAGCGCUGGGGCAAACCUGGCCUAUCACGUGGGGCUAAGAUUGGCAGAGUCCCAUGAUAGCCUGGCACCGUUGAGCAUCCGUGGGCUGAUACUUCACCAGCCGUUCUUCGGCGGGACCAAGAGAACCGAGUCCGAGCUGAGAGAAGUGAACAAUCCUAUGUUCCCUCUAGGAGUCAUUGAUCUGAUUUGGGAGCUUGCGCUAUCUGCCAGCGCCAACCGGGAUCACGAGUAUUGCAACCCAACGGUGAAUGGCGGCUCCAAGGUGCUUGAUAAGAUCAGGACCCUUGGCUGGAGGUACCUUGUGACCGGGUGCCGUGGCGACCCACUUGUUGAUCGGCAGGUGGAGGCGGCGAGACUGUUGGAAAAGAAGGGAUUGACGGUUGAGAGUCAUUUUGACGACGGAGGGUUUCAUGGGGUUGAAUUUUCCGACAUUUUCAGGAAGAAGGCUCUGUUUUUCCUCGUAAAGAAUUUCGUAUCCACAGUUUCCAAUUAGUGCAUAGUUCAGUCAAUACAUAUAAUAUUACAUCAUCACAUAAUCAAUAAAGAGUUCCUUUAAAAUGAAUCACAUUAUCAAAGAUGAUUAGUGCAGUGGCCCACAUCUUUACAUAGUAACUAAUAGGUUCUAGUUUCGAUGCUUAUUGUAUAACUAUCUGUACCCUCUAUUAGUUAUUUAAGAUUUCAAUUUCAUUGCACUAACCACGAAUCUUUCUUUAACCGAAAAAGUUAAAUCAUAUUCUUGCUAGAGCUUGCAACUACAUACGUACGUGUAUGUUGUAGAAGUAUUUCAUUUGUAUAACAUAUAUAACAUUUCAUUGUAAGUGGAACAAUGCCCCUUUAUAUUCCUUUA
Molecule: messenger RNA, 1442 nt
Organism: Punica granatum (pomegranate)
Lineage: Eukaryota; Viridiplantae; Streptophyta; Magnoliopsida; Myrtales; Lythraceae
Source: RefSeq, a predicted model, not a curated record